AUGGAACCCAUUAAAAGUCACCAGGGUAGAAAAUGUGCUAUUUGUGUCCCAUCUUCAAUAAUUUCGGGUAGUAACGCUAGAAAUUUGGAACAAAUUACCAACAUUGCAUACCAAGUUGCAAGAGCAGCUACAAUCUAUAAUGUUUCUGAGAUCGUCAUCUUGGAUAUUCCAAGUCCCGCAGAGAAGCAAGCCAAGAGAGACACCGAAGCGCAGAAGUUUGUGGCGGUCGCUGGAGAGGGGGGAAAUAAAAAGAUUUCAUUCAAUCUAGCUAACGAUGACAGUGAUGCUUCGGAACAGAUGACGGAACAGGAAGUUAACACCAGAAAGCUGGAUGAGAGUGAAAAUAAUGGACUAUUAUUUGCCACUCUUAUGCAAUAUUUCGUUACUCCCCCAUAUUUAGUAAAGGGUGUUUUCCAGGAGAGUAUAUUCAAACACAAAUUCAAGUACGCACAAAAACUUCCGAAAUUGAGUACUUUACCCUUCAUGAGCAACAACGAAGUUACGAAAAUCUUUAAAGAGGGAUUAUCAGUCCCUAAGCAUACUCCAAAAAUCAAGAAAAAGAAUAAGAAGGUUAGCGCCCUAAAGAAGUUGCAAGUGACGAAGUACAUCAAUAUCGGAAAUGAAACUCCACUUAUCUUGAGUGGAGCAGAGAUCCCAAUUAACGUGAGAGUCACCGUUGAUAUUAAGAACAAAAAAGUUGUUAGCCCUCAAGUAGCUUACGGAAUUUCAGGCACUAAGUCUUCCUUUGGUUACUUAGUUCGCUACGCUAAGACAUUUAGCUCCAUCUUCACCGAACUGUCUUUUCCAAAUGGUUACACAAAAUCAGUUUUCAUUCAAGCGAACGAUUACUUUUCGAAAACAACGAAAACUACCUUAGAAAAAAUCGACAGUAUUGAAGAGGGACAAGUGCUUUUGAUAGUGGGUAAGCUUGAAGAAUUCCGAGAAAAAUUCUCGCAGGAAAGCAUUCCCGAAGUGGACAGUGUCACUGAUAUGUUUGAUGGAGAGAUUGAAGUACCCGCUGGACUUCGAAUUGAGGAUGCCGUAAUGAUUGGAUUGACGAAGGUUUUGUAA
Messenger RNA from Sungouiella intermedia, 1071 nucleotides. NCBI's taxonomy places the organism in Eukaryota, Fungi, Ascomycota, Pichiomycetes, Serinales, Metschnikowiaceae. The record is from the annotation of a GenBank genome assembly.